Molecule: messenger RNA, 922 nt
Organism: Melozone crissalis (California towhee)
Lineage: Eukaryota; Metazoa; Chordata; Aves; Passeriformes; Passerellidae
Gene: PEX26
Product: peroxisomal biogenesis factor 26
Exons: 5
Coding region: 13-885 (290 amino acids)
Biological process (GO): protein import into peroxisome membrane; protein import into peroxisome matrix
Cellular component (GO): peroxisome; peroxisomal membrane
Molecular function (GO): protein-containing complex binding; ATPase binding
Source: RefSeq, a predicted model, not a curated record
CCCGCCGGGGCCAUGAGGGCCGAGCCGCCCGCCUGGGCCCCGGGGCCGGCGCAGGCGGCCGCGCUGCUGGAGGAGGCGGCGGAUCUGCUGGUGCUGCACCGCGACUUCGCCGCCGCCGUGGAGCGCUGCGAGGCGGGCUGCGACAGCCUGGGCCCCGGCCCCGGCCCCGGCCACGAGAGUUUUGCAGAAGUGAAAUGCUCCCUUUGUGUUGUGGGGAUCCAGGCGCUGGCCGAGAUGAACCGGUGGAGAGAAGUUCUGUCUUGGGUCCUACAGUACUACCAUGUCCCUGAGCAUCUGCCUCCAAAAGUUCUGGAGCUCUGCAUCCUGCUGUACAGCAAGGUGAGGGAGCCGCAGGUGAUGCUGGAGGUCGGCGGCAGCUGGCUGGGGUCCCAGGCCAACCGGAGUCUGCCCGAGUUCGGCUCGCUGCUGGAGCUGUACCUGGCGCGGGUGCUGCUGCCGCUGGGGCGCUUCGGGGCCGCGGAGGAGCUGGUGCGGGGCUGCCCCGCCUUGGACAGCGAGCGGCGCCUGCAGCUCCUCGGCACCAUCGGCGACAGCCGCGGCCGCUGGAGGCAGGAGGAGGAGACACGCCCGGAGGCUGAGGAGCGGCAGGACCCAGCCGCAGAAACGCUUCUGGGAGUGCUGUCCCAAAAGCUCCUGACCAUGCUGACGUUGCUACGUAGAACACUGAGGUCCAUGUCAAAUCACUUCUGUUUACUUCCUUACAAGAAGAUGCUCUUGGCCACUUUUUUGCUGUACCUGGUGGUGGUGAGAUUAGACCCAGCUUCUCCCACAUCCCUGCCAUUCAUCUACAAACUGGUCCAGCUCUUCCGACAGGCUUGGGCAGCUGUGCUUUCUCCAGUCCACAGGCCUCCAAUUGGAGACUGAGUGUCUGCCUCCACUCAGAGUGUCACCUUGUCUUGGC